AUGCUUUCAGCUCCUAAAACCACGGAAAACUUUGUGAAAUUGUGCACAGGAGCUGCAGGGCUUGGCAAGCAGAGCGGUAUGCCAUUGCAUUAUAAAGGCUCGACUUUUCACAGAGUUAUCAAGGACUUCAUGAUUCAGGAGAUUUCCGAGGUAACUUUGCAGUUUAAGGGAGGUGACUUCACAACUGGAAAGGGUACCGGAGGAGAAUCCAUUUACGGAGGCCUUUUCGAUGACGAGCCUUUCAUCUUGAAACACGACCAGCCAUUUCUAUUAUCUAUGGCAAAUAAAGGUCCUAACACCAACGGCUCACAGUUCUUCAUUACCACAAAAGCCGCUCCACAUCUGAACAACAAACAUGUUGUUUUCGGCAAGGUGAUCUCUGGUAGUGAAGUUGUUACCGAAAUUGAGCAUCUCAAAGUGAAUGCGCGUUCUUGUCCAAUAGCUGAUGUUAUUAUCACUAACUGUGGCGAGUUGGUACGAAAGAGGAAGAAGGAAGUGUCUAGUUCGGAAAGCGAAUCGUCGGAUAGUGAGGAGGAAAAAGCCAAGAAGAAACAUCACGAAGAGAGAGCGACCAGCGUUGAGAAAGAGGAAGAGAAGAGGGACGCAGUUGUGGUGAGUAAAAUAUCUGAGGUAAAAGAUUUAAAGGCGUAUUCACAUCGUUUUGCUUGGUUUGCUUCUCUUUUUUCUUACUUUGAAGGCAGUGUCCGGGCAAAAUUUCGAACAAAUUUUUUUCACGUACCCGGGUUUAUCCUUCCCGCUAAAUCCGAAAAUCCAAUUUGAUA
Cylicostephanus goldi is the source of this 782-nucleotide messenger RNA. The record is from the annotation of a GenBank genome assembly. Lineage: Eukaryota; Metazoa; Nematoda; Chromadorea; Rhabditida; Strongylidae.